Thecamonas trahens ATCC 50062 is the source of this 864-nucleotide messenger RNA. RefSeq lists its product as uncharacterized. The record is from RefSeq and is a predicted model, not a curated record. Lineage: Eukaryota; Apusomonadida; Apusomonadidae. The transcript has a single exon. The coding region runs from base 1 to 840 and encodes 279 amino acids.
AUGGCCCGGACGCUGUCGUUUGUCCGCCCGCCACCACCAAAGCAGCCCCCGCAGGAUCCGACGACACCGCCGCCACCGCCAGAUGCUGGGACCCGGAACGUGGCGGUGGGUGUGGCACUUGCUGCUGCGCUCCUCUGCGGACCGCACUAUCUUGAGCACCACAACGUGUUUACCGAUGCGAGCAAAAACCCCGACGAGGUCGACAAAUACGGCGAGAUCGUGUCCAAGGGCUCGCUGUGGAACGGACCGAGCCUCGGCGCGCCGCCGGUCGACCGCCCUCUAUGGGCCCAAGUCCUCCGCCGCGAUCUCGUGGUCAACUACCUGGUCCUCCGCCUCGACGACGGCUCGCGUUCACUUUACGCCUUUCCGCCGUCGUCGGAUGUCAACGCCAUGGCCGAGGCCUCGGUGCCGGAUGCAGGCGUUGGCGACGUGCCCGAGCCACCGUUCCCGCUCGGCGCCACCGUCGUCCUCCACCAGGACGGCGCCGACAAGACACCACUAGUGGCUGUCGACGCCGCGCUCCGGCCCUCGGGCAGGGACCUUCUGGCAGACGUUAAUCCCGCUCACUGGCGCGCCCUCGAUCCGCGCAUGCCGUGGGAGUACUACGGCGUCAUCGCCAUCGCCGUCGCCGGCUACAUGGCCACCUUUGCCAAGCGCGGCGCGUCCGGCUCGUACGGCCCGCUCGUCCUGUACCCGCUGCUUGGCACCUGGUUGGCGGCGUGGGCGCUGACUCCAGCCCCGGCGCUGCAUCCCUCGGUCGUGGCCGAGCUUGAGGCAAUCAAGGCUGGCGUGGCGCUUGCUGAUGCGGCCGGCAUCGAGGCCGCGGCCGUUGAGCAGUAAGCCUGCGCAUCUUUUCACAGCGAG